UAGAAAAGCAGCGUCCAAACUCCUAUGCAACUGCGGGAAAACUGACAACUUAAAGCCUUCCGUAUUUUAUGUUUAACCUUUUUUAAAAGCGACACCAUGACAUCGCCUGCUAAUGAAAUUGAAAAAGUGCUCGCCGAUCGUGAACGACUUGCCGACGAGAUCUUGACGAACAAACAAGCCGUCAUUGACUAUGAUCGGAGGAGGAAUGGAAACCGCGAAGGCUUAAAUCAGUUAACAAAAGGCAACAUGAAAAAUGAAAAGAAAGCAUGGAUCAUGAGUGGUGAUAUGUUUUUCAAGCUACCUGUCAAAGAUGCCAAAGAACAUAUCGAAAAAGACCAAAAGACGUUGACGGAUAAAAUUGAUGCAGCACGGCAAACAAUGAAAGAAAAAACACAAAAGUUGGAAGGAUUCGAUAUGAAGGGAUUUGAUCUGAAGAGUAUAUCGUCUGAAGAUCUGUACGGUAUUACCAAGAAAUAACUACUACUACUACUACUACUACUACUAUAUAUCAUGACUCAAAGAUUUAUUGUUGUAUACUGAGGAUAUGGUGAUAAGAG
Molecule: messenger RNA, 557 nt
Organism: Zychaea mexicana
Lineage: Eukaryota; Fungi; Mucoromycota; Mucoromycetes; Mucorales; Lichtheimiaceae
Exons: 5
Coding region: 97-477 (126 amino acids)
Source: RefSeq, a predicted model, not a curated record